AUGGAGACGCUGCUCUCCCAAGCCGAGCAGCUGCCGGGCCUCUUAGCGGCGUCCCGCUCGGGCCUGGUGCGAGGCUGGGACGCGGCGACGCUGCAGCGGGCCCUGGCCUGGGGCCGCUUCUCCCAGCAGCUCCACGGCCAGCCGGCCCUCAGGGCCGCCCUGGAGAGGCGCCUGGGCCGGCGCUUCAGCCUGAGGCGCUGCCCGGAGCUGCUGGGCCUGGCGUUGCUGGGCAACCGGGCCUUGCCCCCCGCCGCCUACCAGCGCCUGCUGCGCGGCCUCCUGUCCCCGGGGGGCCGGGACGCCGACCCCUUCGUCCCGCUCCUGGCCCGGCGCAGGGCCGCCGCCCAGCUCCUCAGCCUGCCUUGGGCGCCUCCAACCGAGGAGGCCUCGGCGGGGGACCGGGGGACGCCGCAGCUCCGCGCCCAGGCCCAGCUGCUGCUGUCGCGGCUGCGGGAGGAAGAAGAAGAGGAAGGCGGCGGCGGCGGCGGGGCUCCCGCGGCCCUCCUGGACCGCCUCCCCCGCGGCCCCGUGCUGUACAGGGCGGCGGCGGCGGCCUUGCUGGAGCCGUCCGGGGAGGCCCAGGCCGCGGCGCCGCUGCUGCUCCGUUGGCUGCUGCGGGGGGACCCGGCCCGCCUCCCGGCCUUCUGCCGCCUUCUGCCCGCCCCGUGGGUGGCCGCGUUGUGCGGCCGCCACCCCGAGCUGCGCGCCCGCUGCUUCGGCCUCUUGGACGCCUGGGGGAGCCGCUUGAGUUACGACUGGCGCCGAGGCGGAUGGACGGACGGCGGCCUGGGGGAGGGGGAGGACCGGGUCACCUGGCGGGAGUUGCGGGAGCUGGUCGGCGGCCUCCUCCGGGGACCGGAGCCUCUCCGCGGCGACACCGCGGCCCAGCUGAAGCGCCUGAAAGCCCGAGAUGGGGACUUCGAAGUCCGGGGCUUGAGCGUGUGGACAGACCUCCUGCUGGACGUGGGGACGGAGGCCUCGGGUGGCAGGUGGUCUGUUGUGAGGGCCUCGUGA
This is a messenger RNA of Euleptes europaea (tarantolino), 1014 nucleotides long. RefSeq names its product FA complementation group F (gene FANCF). Gene Ontology annotation, cellular component: Fanconi anaemia nuclear complex. The coding region runs from base 1 to 1014 and encodes 337 amino acids. Lineage: Eukaryota; Metazoa; Chordata; Lepidosauria; Squamata; Sphaerodactylidae. The record is from RefSeq and is a predicted model, not a curated record. Gene Ontology annotation, biological process: interstrand cross-link repair. The transcript has a single exon.